AUGUUGCUCUCUCAAGAAGUCAAGAUUAUUUUGCUGCUUACUUUUUUGACUGGAUCAUUUUGUUUUGGAGGCUCUUUCAAUCAUGACGAAAGUAGGUACACCAAGUUAAAUGUUGUCUUUGUUUUUAGAGUACUAAAAAACAGUCUAGAAUAUGUUCUUUUAAACUCCAAAGAUCCAUAGCCGAGGUGGCCUUGUUCAAAUUUCUUUGCGUCAAACGGAAGUUUAACCAAAAACAGUCUCCCCGAUAGCUAAAAACCGCAGUUCAAUAACGUACUCUUCCAUAUACGCAAUAAAGAACAAUAGAAGCGCCAAAUGGCCGAGAGGUAUAGUCCUAUAAGCAGCAAAACAAGGGCGGAGUAUUUCUAACAAAUUUCUCUCGAUAAAGGCUUUCCUCCGUAAAACAUUUUCUGAGUAUCGUCAUCCUGGUAAGGUGUUAUUAAUGUUAUUAUUCUUUAAAUACUUCAGCUCAAAAUGUCAAGAGAAAGAAGAGAAACGUGGUGUUUCAAUUUAGAAAAAUGAUAAGCUGUGCCACAGGCCGCAGCUUUUGGGCGUACCUGCCAUACGGCUGUUAUUGUGGUUUGGGAGGAAGUGGUAUCGCUGUGGACGAUACAGACAGGUACAGAGCGUCGAGAUGUCAGAGCAGGGGAUAUGGGGUGAGCAGUGGAGGUCAGGGUAUCGAACAGGGAGGUUUACACUUUCCAGUAAUCGCCUGCUCUUCCCUCAUACCUGUUCCUCACCCCUAUUCCAUCACAUUCUACCCGGCCCUUCCAUUGAUAAUAAUAUGACAAAUUUGCCGAUUUAAAGUAACCUAGAGGUAAAUUCAAGGGUUUCAUUUUUAGCUGGGUGAGGAGCCAUGUCUGGUAAAGGGAUCUUUCCUCUCGUCAAACAAGUAAAUCAUAAAUUUUGUCUUCAAAAUCGGUGAAAGAUCGAAGGAUUUGCGCACGGAGCAGCUUAGUAAAAACUUGAUAGCAGACGGGUAUAGGUGCGAGUUUAAGCAAUGUCGUGGUUAUCGUUCAAGUUCAAGGUUUAUUCUCUCAAGGCUGAUUUAAAGUUACCGGGUAAAUACAACAAGUAGGCGGGGAAUCAAACAGCUGGGGAUUUCUUUUGGUUCUAUUUUUUUUUUUUUCUGUAGCUGGGGGCCACGUUCUUAGUAGCUGGUAGCCUCCCCGCAGACGUCCUUUGGGGUUCGUUUGUCACGCAUUCACGUACGGUCCGUGGGGAGAAAUGAAUGCGUGACAAACGAACCCCAAAGGACGUCUGCGGGGAGGCUAAGUAGCUGGGGGAAAUCCCCUACCCCGCCUCUUAAUGACAAGCCUGUCUCUUUAAUAAAAAUAGCAACGCCUUUUUCUAUAAUCCCCUUGAGGUUACAGUCUAGUCACGUCUUGACUUCAACGUGCCAAAAUCGGAUUAAUUGCUGUUACAUGUAGGAAACAUUUCUAGGGUUUAUAGGAUUAUUUUUAUAGACCAAAUUUUAAGUUUUUAAUCUGAUUGUACCUAGUUUGCUUGCAAAUCUUAUUAUUCCUAUGUUUUAGAUGCUGCAAAACUCAUGAUGACUGUUAUGAACAAAUAAACAGAGAAGGAAUCUGUUUCUUUAGUCCCUUAUGGAAGUGGUAUCGACGAUCUGGGUGCACUGGCUGUGGUAAGCUUUGGCUGUAG
Porites evermanni is the source of this 1656-nucleotide messenger RNA. Lineage: Eukaryota; Metazoa; Cnidaria; Anthozoa; Scleractinia; Poritidae. The record is from the annotation of a GenBank genome assembly.